AUGAAAUUCUCUUAUGGAACUGCAGGAUUCCGCACUGAAGCUUCCUUGCUUGAUGCUGCAAUUAUUGGGUCUACAGCUGCAGCAGCACUUCGUAGCUUGGAAUUAAGAGGAAAGACAGUGGGGGUUAUCAUUACGGCCUCUCACAAUCCUGUUAGCGAUAAUGGUGUCAAAGUUAUAGACGCUGACGGAGGAAUGCUAUCCAUGGAUUGGGAAGAAAAGUGUACAAAAUUAGCCAAUGUAACCUCUAAGAGUGAGUUGGAACUUUUAAUCAAAGAAUAUCUUGUUCCUUCUACGUUUCAACCAACUGUAGUGAUCGGCAUGGAUACUAGGCCUUCUUCUCCACGUCUAUCAGAGCUUUCCAAGGUCAUCCUUGAUGAGCUUUCUACUGCUUAUAAAGAUUAUGGGUUUGUCACUACUCCCCAACUCCACUGGAUUGUAAAAUUGAUCAAUCAGAAUUCAAGCUAUUCAAUUCCUUCCAAUCCUCCUCCUCUAGUUUUAUACUAUGAUUCAUUGUGCAAUGCGUAUGCAAAUAUAUUUUCCAGUUUCACAGUUCUUCACCGUCCGACGCUUACUGUCGACUGUGCGAAUGGCGUCGGUUCUUUACCGCUCAAAGAGUUGUCGAAGCGAUUAAAGGAUUAUAUCAACAUUCGUCUCAUUAACAAUGAUCCCUGCACAUCCAAGUAUCUAAACAAUGGUUGCGGUGCAGACCAUGUGAAAACAACUCAAUCACCACCUGUGAAUUUGGUGGAUAAAAUGGUUCCUAAUCAAUUAUACGCUUCUGUUGAUGGCGAUGCUGAUCGCAUCAUCUUCUACUUUACCGAAAAAGAAAAAAAAUUCCAUUUGCUAGAUGGAGACAGAAUAAGCAUUCUUCUGGUUUCUUUCCUAAAGAUUCUCGUACAAAAAUCCAGACUUCCCCUUAGCAUUGGAGUAAUCCAAACCGCAUAUGCGAAUGGUUCCUCCACUGCUUACCUUAAGAAUUUAGGGGUUCUGACUAUUUGUACGAAAACUGGUGUCAAGCAUCUCCAUCAUGAAGCCAAAAAUUUCGACAUUGGAGUCUAUUUUGAAGCCAACGGGCACGGCACUGUACUGUUUAGUCAAGGUUGUUUGCAUAAGCUAUGGAACCCUCCCACUGAGAAAUCAGAUACUGAAACAAGUGCAAUCGUCGCGCUAUUACAACUUUCUCAAUUAAUCAACCAAGCAAUUGGAGACGCACUUAGCGACCUGUUGGCUGUUCUCAGUGUUUUAGGGAGUCUAUUAUGUGAUGCCAAAGGCUGGUUAAGUAUGUACGAUGAUCUGCCGAAUAAGUUGGUAAAAGUGAAAGUUGCAGAUCGCUCCGUUUUUGUUACUACCGACGCGGAGCGCCGUUUAGUCAAGCCCGUUGGUUUACAAGAAAAGAUUGAUGAUCUUGUUUCUCAAUAUGAAAACGGCAGAUCUUUUGUCCGCGCAUCAGGUACAGAAGACGCCGUACGUGUAUACGCAGAAGCGAAAACCAAAAAAGCCGCAGAGGAGCUAAGUGCUAAAGUUUGCGGUUUGCUUCAAUAA
This is a messenger RNA of Schizosaccharomyces osmophilus, 1542 nucleotides long. RefSeq names its product N-acetylglucosamine-phosphate mutase. The transcript has 5 exons. Gene Ontology annotation, molecular function: magnesium ion binding; phosphoacetylglucosamine mutase activity. Gene Ontology annotation, biological process: carbohydrate metabolic process; UDP-N-acetylglucosamine biosynthetic process. The record is from RefSeq and is a predicted model, not a curated record. Lineage: Eukaryota; Fungi; Ascomycota; Schizosaccharomycetes; Schizosaccharomycetales; Schizosaccharomycetaceae. The coding region runs from base 1 to 1542 and encodes 513 amino acids.